Molecule: messenger RNA, 4796 nt
Organism: Diabrotica virgifera virgifera (western corn rootworm)
Lineage: Eukaryota; Metazoa; Arthropoda; Insecta; Coleoptera; Chrysomelidae
Product: gastrula zinc finger protein XlCGF57.1-like
Exons: 4
Coding region: 2037-4028 (663 amino acids)
Biological process (GO): regulation of transcription by RNA polymerase II
Cellular component (GO): nucleus
Molecular function (GO): DNA-binding transcription activator activity, RNA polymerase II-specific; RNA polymerase II cis-regulatory region sequence-specific DNA binding
Source: RefSeq, a predicted model, not a curated record
UGUUAAGAAAACCUGAGGCUAUAGUUGAGUUUUAAUUUCACUAUUUUAUAAAUGCCCGUUAUACAAUAAAAAAUUAACUGCUUAGCAACAAUAUUAUUACAGCGGUAUUGUUAAAGAAUCAGGCUAUAACAUAUUAAAAAAAUCACUUGAAUCGGCCAACAGGUUUAGUAAAUAUAAGACAUCAAAAAUGACAAAAAUUUUAAGUGGACGCAUUUCUAUAUGCACGUAAGUUUAUAUAAAAAUAUAUUAUACUAUAAAAUAUAUUAUAUAAAAAUAUAUUAUAUUGAACUAAAAUCAUCUUAAUACAUACCUUUUAAUAUUCUUUAUAAUUUGGAGCACGAAAUAUUGUAAAAUGUUUGAGUUUUUCUGUAAAUACAGUGAAUAUUAUUUAAAAACAUUUAAAAAUAAAUGAGAACUGUCAGAAUUAACCGGUCUACGCUUAGAUGUUGCCAAGUUUCAACUUCAUGGCUUGUAAAGUAAAGGUGGCUAUGACUGUGCAGACUGUGACUGUGAACUUUGCGAUUGUUGUUGUUGUUAUGUGUUAUGUUUCUUAGUUUUUACGUUUCAAUUCAAUUGUUCUGUUCCUGUCUUCCUUUCACUGGUUCUGGUUCAAUUCAACUCAACUAAAAUUCGGUGCCCAUGAUGUGUUAUAUGUUGUAGUUGUAUUGGAAACAUCGUCUACAGCAAACUUUAGGAUAAUGAACAAAGUCCGUCAAUAAAAACCCCGUCAAAAAUUCCAACAAGUUGAUGGAGACAAAGAAAUAAACACUGUUUAACACCUAUAGGGUUGAAACCACCCCGAACUCAGUCAAUAAUCGAAAAUUCUGAAUCUACGUACAGUCAAACCUGCCAAAUCUGGAUCAAUGUGGCGACAGACCGAUUCGGAUAUGAAAAAAUCUGGAUAUCAAGACCACUACUUCUUUUAAAGUCUCUGAAACGUUUUCUCCUUCAUACAUUCCAUUAAUCAACGCCAUCAAUAACUUUCGUCGAUAGAUACAUUUUAUAGAUUCUUAAUACAUUAUUUCGCCAUCUUUUAAUUCUUCUUUUAGUGCGUUGUCCAACAGUAGAUCCGGACGGCGCAGAACCGUCCGGAUAUGGGGAGGUCCGGAUAUGGCAGGUUGUACUGUAUAUCUAAAAUUUGGUAUUUAUUAUUAAUGGAAUAAUAUAACAAGCUACAUUUUUUUUUAAAUAAAGCCUGUUUUUUCUCGAGUUUCAAGUAAUUUGAUUAACCCUUUGACUGCGGGAACCUCAUCCCGCUCGAGGCACUUUAGAUGGGCGGUUCACGCCCAUUCAUUCAGAAACCAUCUGAUGACAUUAUAUAUUUUAUAUUUUGUUUACGUUAUAUUUUGUCUGUACGCAAAUAAUCACUAACCGCAGCGAAGCGGUUAGCCCUGUUGCAUUUAUGCGUUUCCCGCACAUCUCGUGCACUACUAAAAUUAUGCAAAUAUGCGGUUCUCGCAGUCAAAGGGUUAAUAUUGUUGUCAACUGUAGUCCCAUAGGGCAUGAUGCAUCGAAAUAUCUAAACUAAAACAAUAAAAGUUGUUACUGGAUUUUUUAAUAUUAUUUUUAACAUUCAAAGUCAAAUAUCUCACUUGUACCUUUUUGAGGCUUGUCAUUGUUUCACAUUAAGCCCUUCAAUUAUACAAAUUGAGGCGCUCAGAGCAACAGUGGUUUAAUUCCCAAAACGAAGUUUUGAGAUAAAUGCAAUCUUUGCAUUAGUAUUUCCAUUGUGCUUAUGGGAUGAUGCUACAAAUUAAGUAUUUAGCCAAAUAUAAGAGGUUUGAAAAUCCCUCUCAAAAUCUUGAAGGCUACACCCAAGCAGAAUAUUAAAAGAAUUAGACAAUAGAUAUAAGAACAGACACUGAUCGCUGAGGCAAGACAAAAGUGUUUCCUCCAGAAUUAAUGAAGGACAUAACCCAUAAUAAGAAGAAAAUAUUGUGGGGUUAUGCUGUGACCUUGUUUCAUGUUAAUAUGGUUCUGAAAUGAAAAUAUAUUCUCAGUACACCACUUUGUACACUUGGUUACUCUAAAAAAUCAUGUCUGAUCAAAUAGAAGUAAAACAAGAAUUUAGUGAAGUGUGUAAAAAAGAAGAAGAUGAUGAUGAGUUGGGUGAUGCACUACUGGAUACUUUUAAAAUCGAGAUUAAGGAGGAGCCUAAGAAGGAACGUACCAGUGCUACAUUUGAUUCUGCAGACCUUAAGAAAUCUAUAAAAACCGAAGAAGAAGAAGAUGGUGUCUCUUGCGAAGGCAUCCAAAAUGAUGAAUGCAAUGCAAUAUUAAAAUAUCCCGGAAAUAACUUUAACCAAAAUUUAACUGCUACUACAGAUGUGAACAGAGAAGAAAAAUAUUUUGAAUGUGAAAUAUGCUCCAAACAAUUUUCAACAAAGGGUUCUUUAACAAUACAUAUGACAGUGCAUACUGGUGAAAAACCAUUUGAAUGUGAAAUUUGCAAGAAACAGUUUUCAUUGAAAGUAUAUUUGAAAUCGCAUAUUAUGAGUGUGCAUACUGGUGAAAAACCGUUUAAUAGUGAAAUUUGCACCAAAACGUUUUCAAGGAAACAAAUUUUAAAGUCGCAUAUGAGAGUGCAUACUGUCGAAAAACCAUUUAAAUGCGAAAUUUGCACCAAACAGUUUGCAAGAAACACACAUUUAACUAGACAUAUGAUAGUUCAUACCGGUGAAAAACUAUUUGAAUGUGAAAUUUGCAAUAAACAAUUUUCAACAAAGGGUUCUUUAACAAUACAUAUGGCAGUGCAUACUGGUGAAAAACCAUUUGAAUGUGAAAUUUGCAAGAAACAGUUUGCAUUGAAAGUAUAUUUGAAAUCGCAUAUUAUGAGUGUGCAUACUGGUGAAAAACCGUUUAAUUGUGAAAUUUGCACCAAAAGGUUUUCACGGAAGCACGGUUUAAAGUUUCAUAUGAGAAGGCAUACUGGUGAAAAACCUUUCGCAUGCAAAAUAUGCACCAAACAGUUUUCAAGGAAAGAAAUUUUAAAGUCGCAUAUGAGAGUGCAUACUAUUAAAAAACCAUUUGAAUGUGAAAUUUGCACCGAACAGUUUGCAAGAAACGCACAUUUAACUAGACAUAUGAGACUGCAUACUGGUGAAAAACCAUUUAAAUGCGAAAUUUGCACCAAACAGUUUGCAAGAAACACACAUUUAACUAGACAUAUGAUAGUUCAUACCGGUGAAAAACUAUUUGAAUGUGAAAUUUGCAAUAAACAAUGUUCAACAAAAUGUUCUUUAACAGUACAUAUGGCAGUGCAUACUGGUGAAAAACCAUUUGAAUGUGAAAUUUGCAAGAAACAAUUUUCAUUGAAAGUAAAUUUGAAAUCGCAUAUUAUGAGUGUGCAUACUGAAGAAAAACCGUUUAAUUGUGAAAUUUGCGCCAAAACGUUUUCACUGAAGCAAGGUUUAAAGUUCCAUAUGAGAAUGCAUACUGGUGAAAAACCUUUCACAUGCAAAAUAUGCAUCAAACAGUUUUCAAGGAAACAAGUUUUAAAAUCGCAUAUGAUAGUGCAUACUGGUGAAAAACCAUUUGAAUGCGAAAUUUGCACCAAACAGUUUUUAACAAACACACAUUUAACCACACAUAUGAGAGUGCAUACUGGUGAAAAACCAUUUGAAUGUAAAAUUUGCACCAAACAGUUUGCCAGAAACACAGAUGUAACUAGACAUAUGAUAGUGCAUACUGGUGAAAAACCGUUUAAAUGUGAAAUUUGCUCCAAAAAGUUUGCAAGAAAGUUAGAUUUAACUAGACAUACGAUAGUGCAUACCGGUGAAAAACCAUUUGAAUGUGAAAUUUGCAAUCAACAAUUUUCAACAAAGGGUUCUUUAACAAUACAUAUGACCGUGCAUACUGGUAAAAAACCAUUUGAAUGUGAAAUUUGCACCAAACAAUUUUCAGUCAAACUAAAUUUAAAAUCGCAUAUGAGAAUACAUACUGGCGAAAAACCUUUCACAUGCAAACUAUGUUCAAGACAGUUUUCACAUGACUCUAGUUUAAAAGCACAUAUGAGAACUCACCGGUGAGAACAAUGUAAAAGCACAUCUCGCUUAUCCGGAAGAAAAUUGACACAACUCAAAAAUGCAUAAAUCGAGUUAUCUUGUUAAAUGACUUCAAAUUUCUAUCUAUCGAGUCGCUUAAAAGAUGGAAUCCAAGGUCACGUGAACACUCAAUGCAAGCAUCGACCGGUCGGUCGAAGCCAGACGUUCUAAGAACCGUUUACACCCUCAUUAUUUGUGUUUCGCACUUCCGCUGGUGAAUUUCGUUAAGAUGUGCUUAAAAUAUAGUUUUGUUGAGCGGUGUAAACGUGGGAGAAGUGGUGACAUCGGGAGAGGAAAGUUUAAGAUUGCAUACGGUUCACGGGAUCAGUACAUCUUUUCAGCGGCUGUGGCUAUAGACUAUAAUACUUUUAUCAGGAAAAAUGUCACAUAUAUGUUUACAUCCAACUUCGAAAGAUAGCGGUAGUGUCAUUAUUCCUUUGGCGGUAAAAUAAAUACUUUUAUUCCGGAACAACGACACUUUUCAGUUAUGCUCUGACAUUCGAUGUGAACUUAUCGUUACUUAUCACAAAAACCGUUGUAUUUCGAGGAGUGUCUUAGGUAUUUGUCGUCAAUUUAAAAAAAACUGACCAACAUUUUAAAAGAAAAGUAACAACACAAAGUUUUGAUUUCCUUUAUUAAAUCAAAUAUUAUGUGCUUGUAAAUUUUUUUACUUAGUUAUUAUUGUAAUAGUUAUUUUGAUUUUACUGAUUUAUUUUUAGACAACUGUAUGUAAAUAAAAAUACUUAAUUCAUA